AUGACGUAUGGUAUCGAUCUUAGCAUUGGUGAUGAUAGCGGGGAGAGCAAAAUUGUGGUGUACCAGUAUAUGACUCAAAGAAUGCAUAGGCUCUUCCAACAGGUGCCUCGAGAAGUAUUGACGCGACAAAUGGUGGAAAGACACCGAGAGGAUGGAGAUGCAAGAAUGAUGCAUGACUACUUUGGUCAUAACUGUACUUGGGGUCCUAAAAAGUUCCUCCAACGUUUGGGUAUGUAUCGACCUAUUUUCUUACGUAUUCUAAGUGAGAUUGUUGUUGCGGAUCCUGCUUUUGAUUUCCAAGUUGAUUGCACCGUAAAACUUGGUCACUCUCCCCACAUGAAGAUGUAUUCCGUAAUGAAAUGUUUGUGUAAAGGUAUAGCCGCUGAUAGCACAGAUGAUUAUGUACGUAUGGGAGCACCAACUGUCUAUAUGUAUGUGAAGAGGUUUACCAGGGUAAUUGUUCGCCGCUUUGGUCCAAGGUACAUGCAACUUCCUACAAGAGAAGACACAAAAAUAUUAUUGGCAGAAAAUGCGGCUAGAGGGUUUCCUGGAAUGCUUGGAAGUGUUGAUUGUAUGCAUUUUCGAUGGAAGAAUUGUCCAACAGCAUGGGAAGGGUCGAACAACGACUUGAACGUCUUGGAUCAAUCUUCACUUUUUGAUAAGAUGGUUAAUGGUUUAGCAGCUCCUUGUAAUUACCGCAUUAAUGGCCACAUCUACGACAAGGGUUACUACUUGGCGGAUAAUAUAUAUCCACGAUUGUCUUGUAUUGUGCAGUCAUUCAAAAAAUUUCUUCCAAAUCAGCCAGCUAAUACGUUGUCUAAUAAAUACCAACAAGCGAAGAGAAAGGAUGUUUAA
Molecule: messenger RNA, 855 nt
Organism: Papaver somniferum (opium poppy)
Lineage: Eukaryota; Viridiplantae; Streptophyta; Magnoliopsida; Ranunculales; Papaveraceae
Exons: 2
Coding region: 1-855 (284 amino acids)
Source: RefSeq, a predicted model, not a curated record